UUAUUUUCUUUACAAAUAUUCUGAGUAGAUAGGUCGAAAAAAUAGAGAGAGAAAAAAAACGACUGAAAAAAAGAGGAGAGAGAAAAUACGGCGAUGGCGGAAGAAGCUCCAAAUAAUGCUGACAUUAACACCGAUUCUGAGUUUGGAAACGAUGAAAACCCUAACCCUAAUUCUUCUCCUAAUAAUGCUUUAGCUAUCAAUGGUAUUCCUUCUUCUCCAUUGAUUUGCCUCGUCAAGUUCGCCGGUGAUGCUGCUGGUGGUGCUGGAAUGGGCGCUGUUUUUGGCUAUGGUGUUGGAUUGUUCAAGAAGCAAGGCUUUAAGGGCUCUUUUGCAAAUGCAGCUUCUAAUGCCAAGACAUUUGCAGUACUCUCUGGGAUUCAUAGUUUGGUGGUAUGCAUGUUAAGGAGGCUAAGAAAGAAGGAUGAUGUCAUUAAUGCAGGAGUGGCUGGCUGCUGCACUGGUCUUGCUCUAACUUAUCCAGGUGCUCCUGGAGCUCUCUUGCAGAGCUGCGUUUAUUUUGGUGGAUUUGCCUUCGCCAUGGAAUUCUUAAACAAAAAGCAAUCAGCUUUGGCACAACCCUACAAAUCCCAAGAAAACCAUAGUUGCCCGACUGCAGUUCCUCCUUUGGCGUUUCCCCUAUCUGAUGAACUAAAGGGACCAUUCUUGUCCUUCUGUCAAUCACUCAGAAAAUCAAAGAAUCGCAACCACCCUUUUGCAGCAUAAUUUUGUUUGAUGAAGCUUAUGUUGCCUUUUCGUUAACUCUACGUCCUCCAGAUGCUAUUAUAUAGCUCUUCUACUAUAUAUGUAUAUCAGGAUCGUGUUUCGCAACCUCUGUUCUCUACCCAUUACUUUAGAUGUAGUUAGCCUAUUCAUUUACUCUUUUUGCCCCAUGAGUUGCUUAGGGAUUUCCUUGUUUUUGUUGGAACGAAGGAUGUUAGCUAAUCAUUUUAAUGAAGUUGCAAAUGAGGAAUGAUUUUGGUUUGAGCUCAUAUUAA
Chenopodium quinoa (quinoa) is the source of this 995-nucleotide messenger RNA. Its product is annotated as mitochondrial import inner membrane translocase subunit TIM22-3-like. The record is from RefSeq and is a predicted model, not a curated record. Gene Ontology annotation, biological process: protein targeting to chloroplast; protein insertion into mitochondrial inner membrane. Lineage: Eukaryota; Viridiplantae; Streptophyta; Magnoliopsida; Caryophyllales; Amaranthaceae. The transcript is spliced from 5 exons. Gene Ontology annotation, molecular function: transmembrane protein transporter activity. Gene Ontology annotation, cellular component: chloroplast envelope; TIM22 mitochondrial import inner membrane insertion complex. Bases 94 to 723 code for a protein of 209 amino acids.